Messenger RNA from Portunus trituberculatus (swimming crab), 2968 nucleotides. RefSeq names its product flocculation protein FLO11-like. The record is from RefSeq and is a predicted model, not a curated record. The coding region runs from base 157 to 2178 and encodes 673 amino acids. The transcript is spliced from 8 exons. Lineage: Eukaryota; Metazoa; Arthropoda; Malacostraca; Decapoda; Portunidae.
GACGGCCGCUGAUUGGCUGACGAAUGACGCAGAAGGGAGGGAAGGCCGCUGAUUGGUUGACAGGAAGGGCAGGCCACGUGAUUGGCUUAAGGGUUUGUUGUUGGUCUUGCUUGGCCUUGCAGGGAGAAACAUCACUCCUGUCCUACUUUUGCGGUCAUGACAGGGUCGCCGCGCAAGGGUCAGUCCGGCCGGCAGCUGCGGUCCGGCACUCUGCUUGGCGCCGAGGGGGAGGAGCACUGGCACCCAGCAACCACCUUUGCCUUCCCAGAGUCCCCGUCACCCAAGAGGCCCGGCAAGGCUGAAAAAAAGAAGUCACCCAAUACAAGGAAACUGCGGAGACAGACCAUGAUGCCCACCAGACAAGCCGCCGCCGCCCCCGUGCCCAUCGCUGCCUUCGCCUCGCCGCCUCUCAGCCAGCGCAGGUCCCGCCGUCAGUCCAUGAUGCCCGUCAGGUUGCAAGCCAGCCCAGGCGGCGACAAGAGGAGGGCUGCCAAGACUCAGCCGACCACCACUGCCACCGACACUGCCAAGGCCAAGACCAAGCGGAGACUGGAGCCCUCCGAGGAACCCCCAACAAACAAGAAGACCCGCCUGAUUCCUACCUCCAAGUCUGCCUCACAAUACAAGAUAGCACCAUCACCUGCCACCUCCAAGAAACACAAGUCCACCAGUGCCCUGCCAGUGUCCCGCAGCUCACGCAGACCACCCAAGACAGAGGCUCCAGUCCAGGCGAAGAAGUCCCCUGCAAAGAAGCGUGCCUUGUCUCCCACACACUUAGAAUCCUCGCCGCCAAAACGAAGGGCCGCCUCUCGUUCACGCAGCGAGUCUCAGCUUAAGAGGAGCAAGUCUCUUCCCCGCGGCCAGAAAAAGGCUGCCAAAGUACCUGAAAAGCCUGUGAUUCCCUCGCCGAAAAAGACAUCGGUUAGUUUAAAGGCCACGUCCCCUGCUAAGAAAACAGUUACCCCAUCUAAGAAGAAAACCUCGUCAUCGUCUUUAAAAUCCCCUCCACCAUCGAAAAGCACUAAGAAAUCCACGGCAUCUCCAGCAGCAAAGAAAGCAGUUACUCCCUCCAAGAAGAAAUCCUCGUCGUCUUCUUUAAAAUCCCCACCAGCAUCGGAAACCAUCCCCAAGAAAAGGUCCACAGCAUCUCUGAAGACUGCAGCCUCCCCAGUCUCCAAGGGGCAGAAGACACCCAAGACUGGCCUGCCAUCCUCCUCACACUCACCAGCCAGCCAGAAAACAAGCCAAAACGUCAAUAAACUCCUUACAAAAACACCGUCCAUUGUCGUGAAGAUGAUGAAGGUGUCAGCCAUUAAAACGCCACCGUCCAUGAAGAAACUUAACCCCAAACAAGCCACGCCAGCCAGCCCGUCCCCGCGCAGACCAAGGCUGACUCGCUCAGCCGCCAAGAGUCGCAUGGUGUCUUCCAGGAGUGCCAGGCAUGUGUCCCUCAGGGUGGAAGGCAAGAGUCCGCCCUCCUCCCUGGCCUCCUUCAGGAAAACGCCGGCAUCUAAGAGGGCUGCCGCUACCGCCUUCCCUGCUGAUCUUGGCGCCUCCCCAGCCCUGCCCUCCGCCCACGAGCAGCUGCAGAGGAUAAGGGACGCCAUCUCCGCCAAGCACGCCACACCACACAAGCCCCUGCCCCCCAACACCUCCACCACCACCACCACUGCCACCGCCACCGCCACACCAAGCCAGGACAGCACGGCUGACACACACACAGCUGGGAAUGGCAAGUGUGGGCCAAAGACAGCACUGGACACCCACUGCACACCCACAGCACGACUCCCACUGCCCAUGACACCCAAGUCCUCCCGCAGCAGUGGUAGUGUCUCCAGAUUUAGUGUCAGGCUUACCAGCAGCAGCGUGGAGAGCCGGUACCUGCAGCACACCGGCCCAGCAACCCCACACAGCAGCACUCCCAUCAAGGGCAGUCACACCCUGGAGGUCAUCGGAGCCCGCCCCUCACUCAGGGAGGGGGCCAGGAGGGAUGCUGAGGAGGAGGAGGAGGAAGGGGAGGUAGAGGUGGAUGGAGGGAGGACCGACACCAGUGUGGAAGAGGAGGGUGGGGAAAACAGCUUAGAUGAGACUGUGGAGGAGGAAGAAGAGGAGGAGGACAGCAGUGCAAAGAGCGGAAGUACAAGCCAGAAUCGCAAGAGUUACUGUAGUCUAAUGUAGUAUUUAGUGACUUCCUGACACUGUUAUGUGGCUUUACCAGUCUCUUUUAUCUUGCUUGGUACAAUAUGUUUAAGGUGUAAAAAUCUUAUAUUUAUUGACAUGUGAAAGGAAUAUUCUUAUAUGGUUUAUAUGGCAUGUAAUCUUGCUUAGCAAGACAUGCUUUCUCAUGUUUUAAGGAAACAUUUUAAUGUUGUGUUGAGUAUGUACUACUCUGGCCUUACCUAUUGUUAGAUGGGUGGUGUGUUGUAGUAGUGCAAGGCUACUUGUCACCAUAUAGUUCAAGUGUUGUUAAGACUGACAUAUCUAACAUUGCCACUGUUGACACAGUGUUUUGACAUAACUAACAUUGCCACUGUUGACACAGCAUUUUGACAUAUCUAACAUUGCCACUGUUGACACAGUGUUUUGACAUAUCUAACAUUGCCACUGUUGACACAGUGUUUUGACAUAUCUAACAUUACCACUGUUGACACAGUGUUUUGACAUAUCUAACAUUACCACUGUUGACACUGUUUUGACAUGUCUAACAUUGCCACUGUUGACACAGUGUUUUGACAUAUCUAACAUUGCCACUGUUGACACACAUUGUUUCCCUACAAGGGUACCUGAUACAUGUUUCCCUCCCUGCUUCUUGAUUAGUGGAUAGUCUUGGUUAGGUUUAAGUUAAUUUGUCACAUCCCUGUGUAAAUCUGUCUGUUGAUAAGAUUCCUGCCGCUGGCCCAGCAGGUGGCUGUGUGCACCAGUACAAAAAUUGCAGAGAACACUUUAGAUUACAGAAUAUUGCAUUUGC